This is a messenger RNA of Branchiostoma belcheri (Belcher's lancelet), 6993 nucleotides long. RefSeq names its product polycystic kidney disease protein 1-like 2. The transcript has 32 exons. Gene Ontology annotation, cellular component: membrane. NCBI's taxonomy places the organism in Eukaryota, Metazoa, Chordata, Leptocardii, Amphioxiformes, Branchiostomatidae. Gene Ontology annotation, molecular function: calcium channel activity; calcium ion binding; protein binding. The record is from RefSeq and is a predicted model, not a curated record. The coding region runs from base 1 to 6993 and encodes 2330 amino acids. Gene Ontology annotation, biological process: detection of mechanical stimulus.
AUGACCACCGGCCGCGGAGAAGGAAUCCAUGCCUUUGAGGUCCUCAGUACUGCAAACCAGACGUAUAGAGGAGUCGACUUCUUCGCCAUCAAAGCGAUGUUGCCAGCUGACGGCCUGUCUGCCUCUUCGGACUGGUGCAAGGACUACCAGAAUUUAUGCGCACAUUACGGACUGAGGCCCACGGGCUGUGGGAGACGCACGGUCCCCAACGAACUCCGGUGUGUGACUGAGUACAACUCCGACACCUACACCAACAACGUGCUCGGCUGUUUCCCGGUGUAUGUACAGAAUGAAUGUGCAACAGACAACGGUGGGUGUGCCCAAAACUGCACCAAAGUCCCAGGAAGUUAUAACUGCUCAUGCAUGCAGGGCUUCGUGUUGAUGGCGGACGGUCAUGGCUGUGAAGAGUGCGGCCACUGCCAGGGCGGGGGCGUGAACUGUGAACCGGUAUCGGGUGUCUGCUCUGCUGGGUGUCUGGAUGGGUGGAAGACACAGCAUUGCAACGAAACUGUGGAUCCACCAAUGGAACUGGCCAUAACUGACAUCACGGAUGAAGGGUUCAAGGUCACGUGGUCUCCUGUCCCUGACCCUGACCUUCAGGGGUACCGUGUGGUGGUGUCCGAGCUGGACAUGACGACAGCUGUCAAUCAGAGAACGGGUCAGACGUGGCUUCGGGUGGAGGGACUGACACCGGCAACUGAUUACAUCAUCAGGGUGACGGUGUCGGUCCUGUCCGAUGGUCGCUUGGCACAGAGCAACGCGACAACGACAGAGGCAACCACAAAGCCUAACAACUGUGCGAUAGAGAACGGUCGGUGUGACCACAUCUGCACCAACGUCCCCGGGAGCUACAGGUGCUUCUGUCAACAGGGAUUCGUGCUGAUGGAAGAUGCCCACGGCUGUCGUGAGUGCGGCCACUGCCUGGGCGGGGACGUGAACUGUGACCCAGUAUCGGGUGUCUGCUCGGCUGGGUGUCUGGAUGGGUGGAAGACACAGCUUUGUGAUAAAGCUGUGGAUCCACCAAUGGAACUGACCAUAACUGACAUCACGGAUGAAGGGUUCAAGGUCACGUGGUCUCCAUCCCCUGACCCUGACCUUCAGGGGUACCGUGUGGUGGUGUCCGAGCUGGACAUGACGACAGCUGUCAAUCAGAGAACGGGUCAGACAUGGCUUCGGGUGGAGGGACUGACACCGGCAACUGAUUACAUCAUCAGAUUGACGGCCCUGUUCUCUCCAGGUGGUUGGAGGUCACAGAGCGAGGCGGCAGUGAUACCGGCACGCACAGCCGCCACACCAACCACAACGCCUGCUGCUACGACCCAGCGGACAAGUCGGAUGUCCACCCGACUUUCUACCAAACCUGCAACUUCGAGGAACGAGGAAUCAUCUGAUGACGACACAGUGGACACCGUCAGCAGGGCAACGCCAGCUGCUGAGGCUCUUGGUAACAGUCUGGAGAGCAUCUAUGCAGAAUCCGUCACAUUAGACCCACAGGAGGUACUCCGGAUUCUGGCCGCAGAUGUGUCUGGAGAUGAUGUUGUGUUGGGGCAGCCGACAUCAGCUGUUGAGGAACAGGCACAGAUGUGCAGGAAGGCAAUUAAAACAUGGGCCUCUGAAACGCGUCGGGCCCAGACGCCGGGACGUCUGCAAAGGAUGUCUGAGAUAUCAUCACCUGUCAUUAAGCGCUGCCGUCCUGGCAUGCCACAGGAGGAUAAGGUACAAGACAAGGCCAUGGGUGUUCUGAAGUCCAUCACCAGCAAACUGGACCAGCUGGACAUGUCUGACCUAUCGUCUGUCCAGUCUGUGGGAGGAUCUCUGGUGGAGUCUGUUGGUUCUCUGCUUGAGGAACCAGAAAGAGAUGAAGAAGAGGCUGAUGUGAAACUCACCUCUGAUCUAGAGGAGAACCAGAGUCUCUCUCCAAAGGAGCGCCUUCAAAAGGCGGAAGAAAAGAAGCAGGAGAACCAAGCUAAGAAGCAAAAGUUUGUCCAGCAAGGCCGCCAGGUCCUGGACGGUCUGUUCAAUGCCAUCAUCGGCACCAUGAGGCCAGGAGCCCCGGCGGUCACCAUCGAGAAGGGCGGCAUCACGAUGCAUGCCCAGAGGAUCUGGGGCGCCUGGUUUGGAGGCCAGGUCGUGCAGACGGAGGAUGGGAGCUUCCAAUUUCCGUCCAAAGCAGCGCUUUUCCCGGACUAUACACCACACAAUGUCGCCAUAAAGUUCAUACAGUUUCAACAGAACCCUUUUACCUGGGGGCGCGGGGAGUACCAACCACGUUCGUCUGUCAUGGAACUGUCACUCCAACAGAACAACUUCCCCGUGGCCUUCAACAACUUGACUGAAGACUUCAUCAUCACCAUUCCAGCCAAAUCCGGAAACAAACCAGCGACAACAACCGUCACCGUCCCUGCCCAUGGAAACGGAAGUUCCAGCUACCAUUUGCUGAACCUCACCAACGCCGCAGAAGGCUUCCUGGUCACAAUCAUCCCGCUGAACACCAGCGUGGUUUACCGUGUGUCGGGCAGGUACGGCAGCCGCCCUGAUGACCAAAACUACAACAUGUCCACAGAGACGUACGUCCUACCCGAGGAGUGUGCCUUGAUGAAAACUCUGAGUGGCGAGAUAGACACAGAGAAGACAGAGGCAAGAAUGUUCAUUUCGGGAAAGGAUGGUCCUGUGGAUUACUACAUUGAGGUCCAAAUACUUGCACCAGUGACUGAGUGUGGCAGUGACAAAGGUACCCACGUGAAGAAGCCACACGCCACUGACUUCUAUGCCUACCAGAUGGAAUGGGCCCGUUUGGGCUGUGUCUUUUGGAGUGAGAUACAGGAAGCCUGGAGGCCAGACGGCUGCUCGAUAAGCAAGCAGUCCACCAUUACCAGCACUGUCUGUCACUGCAACCAUCUGACGGCCUUCGGGCGUGACUUCGCCACACCGCCGAACACCAUCGUGUUUGAGGCGUUGAACUUCAGUGAUCUUGUAGACAACGGUGCCGUUGUGAUGACCAUCAUUGUGGGGCUCUGUUUCUACUUACUCGCCUCACUGGUGAUCAAGAUUGCUGAGCGUACAGGAAAAAGGAAGUCAAAUGGAGCUGUAAAGUUGGACAACCUUCAGGACAACUUCCGGUACCGCCUUCUCAUCUGGACAGGUGCUGCUAAGCAUGCUGGGACAGACUCCAUUGUUGCCUUCAACCUGUUCGGAGAUGCAGCAAACUCUGGUGUUAGACUAGUCGACAUCACAGAGAAGGUUUUCACCCGAACCAGCCAGGUGACCCUGACCUUCAGCACAGCAGAACAGCUGGGUAAGGUGGAGCUGCUGCAGCUCAUGCACGACAACAGUGGGGAGGGGAGCCGCGCAUCGUGGCACGUGGACCGAGCAGCCGUGCAGGAUCUCACCACAGGCAAACUGUUUUAUUUCUUCUGCAACGAGUGGCUGGCAGCCGACCGCGGGGACGGGCAGGUCGUGAAGACCUUUCCUGUCGCCUCUGAGGAGGACCUGCGAUCCUUCGGGUUCCUGUUCCCAGCAAGUCUGUGGUCUACCCUGGUAGACGAACACCUGUUUCUGUCCGUGGCUUUCAUGCCUGAAGAUAGCGUGUUCACCCGCAUCGAGAGGCUUGGCUGCUGCCUGAGUUUCUUUGCUGCAUCCAUGGUGUCCAGCGCCAUGUGGCUGAGGGACGAAACAGAAACCGAGGUCGUGCGGGUCUUCAGCCUGGGACCGUUCUACUUCACCUUGAACGGAGUCUUUACGGGGUUCAUGGCCAGUAUCACCUGCCUUCCCGUUGUCCUGGCGAUAGUCCUGCUGUUCCAGUACAGCCGGCCGAGCAGCAAGGGCGAACACCGGGUCCGAGACGUGGAGACGGGCGGCCCACCUAAGGCACCCACGCAGAAGGGUCCAGCCAAGGGCCUGCCACACGGGUGCAAGUACGUGGCCUGGAUGCUGGUGGUGCUGUCCUUUCUAGGGUCAGCUGCCUUCACCAUGCUGUACAGCUUGGAGUGGGGCAAGGUCAAGACUGAUAGUUGGCUGACUGUCUUCGUCAUCACUUUUCUGGUGGACAUCUUCCUUCUGCAGCCACCGAAGAUAUUUCUUUUUGCCAUCUUGACUUCAUCCCUUCGCAAGAGACAAGCCGUUGAGAAGAUUUUUGAAGAGAAACGAGACCCCGUUUGGAUGGAAGCCAAUGCAGUGUCAGGCUUCAACUGUGAUGCAUUUCGUAUGAGGAGAAAGAUGGAGCGGCGUUCAAUGACAUCCCUUAUCAACAUCAAACAAGCAAGGAGGAAGCAGCAUAGGGACAGAAGAUUUUGGGAAAUCUUUAGGGAAAUCAUGUGUUUUUGCUGUUGUGUGCUGCUUGUCAUCGGCAUCUCCAACGAACACCACAACACCACCCAGGCCUUCUAUCAGACACAGAGCACAACCAACACAUUUGUGCAGUCCUUGGACGAGGUCAAUGAUGCUGAUGCCUUCUGGUCCUGGCUGAACGGGACCGCCCUGGAGAACUUCUACAUGGACACUUCCUACAAUGGCCACAAGCUUCGCUGGCAGGAGAAGGGCUUCACAGCAGACAUGCAGUCGGUCCUGGUCGCCCCGCCUAGCAUGAUUCAAGCCCGAGUAAAGCCAGGGCUGUGCACAGUGCCAACAGCAAUGCAGAAGUGGUUUGAAGAAUGUUCAUCAGGGUACGAUGAACACACCAAGGAGACCGGAGCAUUUCAAAAGGGUUGGGAAAGGGUCAGCAAUACGUCAGCAAACGAGUCAGAAGCCCCUGGAUGGACCCACCUUCCCAGUAAAUACCCCAGUCUCCCCAUUUAUGGUGUGACAACGCAGUACUUGGGAGACGGCUUUGGUCUGAACCUGGGAAAAUCUGCAGACGAAAUGCGCAGCAUCCUGGCAGAGCUGAAGGCCAACCGUUGGGUCGACAAGCGGACGAGGGCCAUCUUCUUAGAAGCGUUGCUCUACGAUGGAAACCUGGAUAUGUUCACAUCCGUGACGAUGGUGUUUGAAUUUCCCGAAACGGCCGGAGUUUUCACCCAUCAUCACGUGCAGGCCUUCCGACUUCAUCAACGGCCGGGGACGAUCGGGUACAUCUACGUCCUGUUGGAAAUCAUUUACGUCAUUGUUCUCCUCUACACACUGUGGAAAGAGGCGAAAACUGCACUUGCAACCGGCUUGGCCUACCUGAGGGAGCCAUGGAACAUGGUCGAAAUCUUCAAUUUCUUCUUGACAUUCACUGUCAUCGCCUUGUACGGCUUCAAGAGGAACUACAGCUCCAAGACUCUGGCAGCAAUCAAUGCCGGGAAAGAUGAGGUCCACCAUUUCCGAUCUGCGGUGAACGUAAGCCUGGUUUACGGCUGGUUCCUGGCCUUCCUGACGUUUGUCAACAUGUUGAAGUUCCUCCGACUGCUAAGGUUCAACCCAUACCUUGCCAAGCUGAUGUCCGUGCUCCGAGGGAUGUCGGUGGAGUUCGCUUACUUCACCCUCUACCUUUUCCUCUACCAGACAGCAUUCGGCGUCUGUGCUCAUCUCAUGUUCGGCCAUACGGUGACCGAGUACAGCACCAUCAGCAAGUCCUUCUCCACCUUGUUCCAGAUAUCUCUUGGAAACUUCUACUACUACGAGCUGCGGGAGGCAGCCCCCAUCUCUGGCCCCAUCUACUACUUCACGUACAUUUGCAUAAUCUUCCUGGUGCUGAUGAACAUCGCCACGGCGAUCAUCGACAGUGUCCUUCGAAUUCACAACGUGCGCAAACACAUCAUGUCCGAGGAGGACCAAUACUUCAUCCAAGGGUUGUGGGAACACUUCUCGGCCUUCUUCGGCUUCUGGAAGGUGCCAGUCACAGAUAACAACUCCUUGGACACUCUUCAUGACAGCCUGGUCGAGGUGGAGAUUAAAGUGGAGAAACUGUGGCUGAAGAGACAGUUGCUCUUCAACCUCAAGAUGAAGGACACAGACCUCCCCGCAGAGCCUGAGUUUGUCCCAACUGUCAAAGAUGUUCCCGACGCUACAGCAGUGGAACUUCAUGUCCCCAGAGGAGGCUGCCGCAUCAUUACAGUCCGUCCUGCAUCCCCAUUUAACUGCAAAGAUGACAGCAGUCAAGGGAUCUGCUCUGGCAGCAAGGCGCCAGUGAUUUUGGCAUCCGGAUCUCCGUCAAAAAAGGAGGACAUCCAGCUAAGUCACCAAACCAAGCCAUUUAAGUCCAUCCCAUCUAAGUCCAUCCCAUCUAAGGAGAAAGAAGGUGGCAAGACGUCGACCAAGAGAGCUCAAACUGUUCUGCAUCAAGUAGGGAUGCCACGUCUCAACUUGAGCGCUCGUGACAAGGCGGCUCUGACAAGAGACGAGAUGCUGACAGACGACCACAUCCAGGCUGCCCAGAGGCUGCUCCACCACCAGUACCCGGCACUCCAAGGCCUGGAAGCCCCUACAGUUGGUCUCUGCGAGGACGGGUUUGCCAAGAUGACAGGAAAGGGCCUACAAAUCCACCACAACAGCAGAAUGCACUGGGUUCUGUCGUCUUACACAAGCGGACAAGUGCGCCUGUAUGACAGCAUUGGCGCCGACAUGACCACAUCUCUGCAGGUCCAGCUUUACCAAUCCUACGCCGCGUUUGCCGAGAGUAAUGUCCUGACCAUCAUCCUACCAGAGGUACAGCGUCAGAAUAAUGUCACUGGUUGUGGACUGUUCACAAUCGCCUGGGCAGUGGACAUCGCAGAGGGGCGAGACGUGAGCAGCAUUGCGUAUGACAACAGGAAGAUGAGGAGCCAUUUGGUGAUGUGCUUCAAACAAGGGAGGCUCACACCUUUUCCUCGUCUGACCAGCCAGAGAAAGAAAGUUGGUCUAACCAGGGUCAGUAGAGUCUCACUUGUUUGCCGCUGCAAUCAGGAGGAGCGCCUGGGAAGGAUGGAGAGGUGCAUGGCAUGCCAGAGGAUCUUUCACAUCAGCUGCCUGCCAGCUGCAGUCAGCCCUCCCGGUCCCAGUGAUGACACUUGGGCAUGUGGAGACUGCAACGUGUAA